This is a messenger RNA of Colletotrichum phormii, 1329 nucleotides long. RefSeq lists its product as uncharacterized. NCBI's taxonomy places the organism in Eukaryota, Fungi, Ascomycota, Sordariomycetes, Glomerellales, Glomerellaceae. The coding region runs from base 1 to 1329 and encodes 442 amino acids. The transcript has 4 exons. The record is from RefSeq and is a predicted model, not a curated record.
AUGGAUCCGACGGCCAGUAAGCUACCUGACGGUACCCGCAGAUCCUGGCGCCAUCGGAUGCAAUCUGGCGACCCUCGAGCCGGCAGCAAGGCUGGUUCGAUGGAUUGUGAGCGGGUGUUGACUGCCGCCAUCGACACCAUCCCUGGCCUCGAAUCUGGCCAUCGACUGAUCAUCCCCCGGGCUCUGAGAGCGGCCUCCGUGGCUCUGCUCACAGAUAUGAUGGACAACCCAAAGAGGAUGUCGAAGCUCGAUCAUAGCCUGUCUGCAGCACGACUGGCAAGAGUCCUUGUCGAGACAGCUACCUCAAUGAUCCGAACCGACCCCCCACCCAGCUACACGUACACGUCUGGAUCCCGGAUAUGGCAAGAGGUCUUGGUCGAGCUUCGCCGAAAUCGCAGGUCUUGGAACUUGAAAGUCGCCGUUUCUGCGAACAAAGUUCGCGAUAUAAUUCGCGCCUUCACCCGGGCCCGCAAGGCGUUUCUUGCCAAUGCCGGCAAAUCCGCCUUUCUGACCGCAUCUGUGCAGGGCUCCCAGGGCUUUCAUAGCUUUCUGACCGUCCUUGACUGUUGGACUGAAGUAUCAAGUCAAUCAGAUGCCAUGAGAGCCUCUCGUGGGCAGAACACAGCUAUCGUGGCCGUCAAGAGGGAGGAACAGGUCGAGCAUCUCUUUGGAAUGGCCAGGGAGCCUGUCAACCUCGCGAUUCCGGUUCGAUCUACUGGUCGUCUUUUUGAGCAACCAGCGCCUGCACAGACUGGCAAUUCCACUCCAGCUGAAUUACGCGAACACGACAACCUAGGCACUGGUAAGGGUACGCGGACGGGCAGCUUCGAGGUUCCGGGGCCUCAAGAGCGUGCUGACUCUGCAUUCACCGAUAACCUCGAUGAGCUGAGAGCUCUUAACCUGCAAGUUAUGUGUCUCGAGGAGGACAAGAAAGUCCUUGCAGCCGAUAAUCAAGCUCUCAAUGCCGACAGUAUCAAGACUCAGGCAAAGAAUCUGAACUCUGUACUCGACAAGGCACUCAAAGAGAACGACGAGCUUCGUACCUCCGUCCAGCCAGACCUCACACCAUUCCGCCUUGCUUUGCUUGAAGAGCGCAGCAAAGAGGAAGUGGACAAAGAUAACACCAAGCUCCGUACUCUUGUCCAUAAGACCAAGGAGAAGGCCAAGACUCUUCCUGUUCAGCUCCGGUACGCCCAAACCGCGGGAGCUGAGGAACGAAAAAGGUAUCAAGAGACCCACGCCCAGUAUCAUGUUCAGAGAUCCCGAGCCCUUGCAUUGGAGCGAGAGCUUGAGAAGGUGAAGUCUAAGAGAAGCGAACCUACCUCCUAA